GGGGGCUUUCGUGGUUGUCGGAAGGCCGGGUUUUUUGCGUUGCAGGAGUAGUUGCUGGGCCUGCGUUUUCCGGUAGCUCUGAGUAUAGCACGAGUAGUACUAUCAAGCCCUUCUGGUUUGCAUUCUCUGAACCGAAUGGCAGCCUUGCCGCUUUAUCUCUGCUCGAAAUAACAGAGUGGGGGGAAGAGCCUUGCUCGAUACCUUCUCCCUACUCUCCUUUUGUGUUCGCUGGGGACAAGAAUGAGAGACGAUGAACCAAAAAGAUACUUGUGUGCAUCUGUUUGCAGGAGGAUGUGGGGGCACCGUGGGUGCUAUUCUGACAUGUCCCCUAGAAGUUGUGAAAACACGAUUGCAGUCUUCCUCUGUCACCUUGUAUAUCUCUGAAGUUCAUCUGAAUACCUUGAAUGGUGCCACUGUUAAUCGUGUAACUAGAGUUUCUCCGGGGCCUCUCCACUGUUUAAAGAUGAUCUUACAGAAGGAGGGUCCUCGCUCACUAUUUCGAGGACUAGGCCCUAACUUGGUAGGCGUGGCUCCAUCCAGAGCAAUAUAUUUUGCUGCCUACUCCAACUGCAAAGAAACAUUGAAUAAUAUUUUUGAGCCAGACUCUACUAAAGUACACAUGACCUCAGCUGGAGUGGCAGGUUUUACGGCAAUCACAGCAACCAAUCCAAUUUGGCUAGUAAAGACACGAUUACAACUUGAUGCACGGAAUCGUGGGGAAAAGAGGAUGAGUGCUUUCGAAUGUGUGCGCAAAGUCUAUCGGUCAGAUGGAUUUAAAGGUUUUUAUAGAGGUAUGUCUGCAUCCUAUGCAGGCAUAUCAGAGACUGUUAUUCACUUUGUUAUAUAUGAGAGUAUUAAACGAAGGCUGUUGGAAUACAAGUCUGCUUCUGCUAUGGAUGAGGAGGAUGAAUCAGUGAAAGAAGCAUCGGACUUCGUUGGCAUGAUGAUGGCUGCAGCAACUUCCAAAACCUGUGCCACUUCUAUAGCUUAUCCACAUGAGGUUGUACGAACAAGGCUACGAGAAGAAGGAACAAAAUACAGGUCUUUCUUCCAGACUCUAUCUUUGCUUGUGCGAGAAGAAGGCUAUGGCUCUUUGUAUCGUGGUCUAACAACACAUUUGAUUAGACAGAUUCCAAACACAGCUAUAAUGAUGGCUACCUAUGAAGUGGUAGUCUACUUGCUAAAUGGAUAGCAGUGCUACCAGCUAGCUCUAGGAUGGAGGAAGACCAAAAGUUUGCAGUGGACCAUGUACUCUUAGAAUGGGAGAUAGGUGGUUCUCCUAUUGAGAAAAAGCAGCUGUGGACAACAUGGGAAGCUGGUGGUAGGCAAUCAUGCUCAGUCAUGCUGCCUUAUCAUAUGGUAUCUUUAACAAUGUGAUAAUCAGAAGCUACUCCCAAGGGAAUGCCUUCAAACGCCUCAUAUUUCAACGUUUUCUUCAACAGUGUCAACUUUCUUAAUGCAGUGCAGUGGGCAUCAGGACUUUGUGAGUACAGAGGGUUGUAAUGUGUGUUCCGUUGGCAAGGCUACACUUUUGGGUGAGCUUGUGUCAGUUUUGAAGCCGGUUCAUAGAUCACUUGUAUGUGAAACUCAGUUUUGCAGUUAAAAAUAAAAUGAAAGAUUCACAUUAA
Molecule: messenger RNA, 1628 nt
Organism: Heteronotia binoei (common prickly gecko)
Lineage: Eukaryota; Metazoa; Chordata; Lepidosauria; Squamata; Gekkonidae
Gene: SLC25A36
Product: solute carrier family 25 member 36
Exons: 7
Coding region: 251-1192 (313 amino acids)
Biological process (GO): pyrimidine nucleotide import into mitochondrion
Cellular component (GO): mitochondrion
Molecular function (GO): pyrimidine nucleotide transmembrane transporter activity
Source: RefSeq, a predicted model, not a curated record